Messenger RNA from Lonchura striata (white-rumped munia), 356 nucleotides. The record is from RefSeq and is a predicted model, not a curated record. NCBI's taxonomy places the organism in Eukaryota, Metazoa, Chordata, Aves, Passeriformes, Estrildidae.
UUUGGGGGGGCCCCCCCAGAGAGGCGAUGGCCGACGACCUGGACUUCGAGACGGGCGACGCGGGGGCCUCGGCCACGUUCCCCAUGCAGUGCUCGGCGCUGCGCAAGAACGGCUUCGUGGUGCUCAAGGGCCGCCCCUGCAAGAUCGUGGAGAUGAGCACCUCCAAAACGGGCAAGCACGGCCACGCCAAGGUGCACCUGGUGGGCAUCGACAUCUUCACGGGCAAGAAGUACGAGGACAUCUGCCCGUCCACCCACAACAUGGACGUGCCCAACAUCAAACGGAACGACUUCCAGGUAACACGCCUGCGACACGCCUGCGACACGCCUGCGACACGCGUGUGCACACCUAUACGG